AACUGAAAGCAAGGUUCCCGAAACCAUCGAAAUCUGCCGUCCUUCUUAGAGAAAAGCUGAAUAACAAAAAGAAAAAUAUCUAUCGUAAAUUUAUAAUUUCGCUGACAACGGUCUGUCGUACAUGUUAUUUUCCCCCCAGACCGUCGAAAACGAAAAAGGUCAUUGUCCACUAGGGGUUGCGUGCGGUCACAACACGGUUUUCCGAGAAAAGCCAGCUUCCGCAAAAUACAAGUUUUUGCUUUUAAUAUCGACCAGGCUCGACAAUUCACACCGUUUCUUAAGAAUUUGCUUCAUUGUUAAGCAUUUCAGAAACCAUGUCUUGGUUGUGGAGCGGGGGCGAAAAAAGGAGCUUUAACGUUAUGAUUUACGAAGAAGAUUACAAAGAGCUCUGCGCCUGGGUGCUGAAGAAACCGAACAUCGAAACUGGAGGAGAUCUGUUUGGUUUGUGGGCUGACAAGCACACUGCUGUUAUUCAGCUGGUACUCGGUCCUGGCAAACAAUGCACAAGAACCACAACCUCUUUCUACCAAGACAUCGAUUACUUGCGCCGUGUUGGUUCGUACUUGACGCAAAAUGAAGGUGUGUGUCACAUUGGCGAGUGGCAUUCCCACCAUCAGCUCGGUUUGGCGAGGCCAAGCGGAGGAGACGAGAACACUGUUUGGAAUAACAUGCCGACCUACAACUUGAAAAGGUUCGUGAUCUUCAUUGCUAACAUCCGGUCUUCCGAGCACAGUUACAACGUGAAUGUCGGCUGCUUCCUGUUUGAGAUCGAUGAUCAAGGGAAACACAUGGAUGUACUGCCAGGAAAGUUUACGAUACUUCAAAAGAAAAGUACGUUGUCUGGGAAAAAGGAAGUGACGGAGGAAAGAAAGAAGGGCGCUGAAAAGGAUGACGAGAAUAAGAUCGCAAUCAAGGAGCUGAAGAUGGAAGUGAAAGAAGGAGAGAAAAGGCCAUCUGUAACGUAUUUAAAGCCCAAAUCCGCUCCAAGCGAGAGAAAGCGAGGGAACCGCGGCAAUCAUUUGCAACCUGCAAAUCAAAAUAAGCCAAACGAUGAAGAAAGCAGUGUAGGUAACAAGAAACGGAAAAUGAACACAGAGGAAAGAUCUCCCGACAAAAGUUCCGGUAUUGGGAAAAAGUCACCAGAGGGAUCACCGCCAAGCGAAGAUCUGAAGAACUUAACAAUCAACAAUGAACGACAAGAAGAAACAUCUGAAGAAGCCAUGGAACAGGAAAAGGAGAAGGAAGAGCCAGAGAAGAACAGCCAAGAGGAAUUCAAACAUGAAGAGCAACAUGAUAGCGAACGAGGAAAAUCUAAAGGAAAAAAAGCAGGAAAUAUCAAAGAGAACGACGAAGCUGGUCCUCCUCAAGCUGAACAAGGAAAGACAGAGAACGAGGGUAAACCGAGACCGUUGCCAAAACUGGCCGAAACGGUGCCUGAGAAACUGGUAGAGAAGACGCCUGAGGCGAAAACACAAAAGCAAAAAGAGGAAGAUGAAGAAACAGCUAGCAGGAGGGCUGUCCAGAGCGGGGUCACGACUGCCGAGGAAAAACGUGAUUCUAAAGAUUGUCCAUCACAGGGAUCGAGACCACUGCCAACGGUGGAGGGAAACCAGAAGAAAUUAGAAAUUAAGAUAGCAGCUAUAAAGACGACCCCCCAACCGCGUGGUGUCGAGAAAGUUGGCUCCUCCCAAACCGGAUCCAGAAAGUCACCAAGGGGAUCACUGCCAGGCGAAGACGUAAACAAAGUAACAACUAAUGACGAACAACCAGACGAAAACGCAGAGGAAGCCAUGAAAGAGCAAGAGGAGAGGGAGGGGCAAGAGAAGAAGAACCAAGAAGAAGUCAGACGUGACGAGCAACAUGACAAAAAGAAAGGAAAAUCACAAGGAAAAGGUGAAAAUCUCGAAAAAGACAAGGAAGCUGGUUCUUCUCAAGUUGAGCAAGAAAAGGUAGAGAAAAAGAGUAAACCGAAGCCGGGGAAGGAAGCGACACCUGGAGCGAAAACACAAAAGAAAAAAGAGCGAGAUAAAGAAACAGCUAAGACGAGGGCUGCCCAGAGCGGGCCCAAGAAAGCUGGCUCCUCCCAAACCGGAUCCACAAAGGGUACAAAAAAACAGAAAUAAACUGCGAUAAUGACAACAGAGCCUACCAACUGGUAACUUAAAUAUGAAUGCCUUGAAACAUUUUAA
Molecule: messenger RNA, 2189 nt
Organism: Orbicella faveolata
Lineage: Eukaryota; Metazoa; Cnidaria; Anthozoa; Scleractinia; Merulinidae
Source: RefSeq, a predicted model, not a curated record